AUGAUCACCGGUGGUUCAUCCGGGAUAGGACUGGCUAUAGCUGAAAGGUUUCUCAAUGAGGGAGCAUCGAAGGUCGUUAUUGUUGGGAGAUCUUAUCCAAGGCUAUUAGAUGCCGCGAAACAACUACAGCACGGUGCUGAAAAUACAUCUAUCUCCACAGAAUAUAAACCAAAUAGCAACGAUGGAGCACAAGGACAGGUGACUUCAGUGUCGGAAAAGAUCUCUAUACUGGUAGGAGACGUCUCGGAAAUCGAUUCUUGGAGCAGGACGUUGGAGAAAGAAUUGGAAUCUAUUGAUAUCCUAGUAAAUGCUGCUGGAAUAUCUCUAUCAAAUCUACUUCCGAAGAUCGACCCCAAAGACAUCUCCCGAACACUCCGUACAAAUCUUGAAGGCGCACUACUCACUUCCCGUGCUUUUCUACGCGCUUCUGUUCGCAGUCGCAUUAAGAACCGCAAUAAGACCGAUCCAGAGUCCAGAAUACGUUCAAAAUGUAUCAUCAAUGUUUCGUCAUUGCUGUCACACAAAGGUGGAACCGGCGCCGUGCCCUACGCUGCGUCAAAGGCAGGUCUCUUGGGGCUCACACGUUCGCUCACAGUUGAGGCUUCGGAGACCCUUCGAGAUGUGGUGAUCCGUUCCAAUGUGCUCGUCCCAGGAUACAUAGAAACGCCGAUGAUUGAAGACAUGGCUCCCACCGAGCUUGAAAGACUGAAGCAGAGCAUCCCGUUGAAGCGUUUUGGAAGCCCCCAGGAGAUUGCCGAUGCAGCAGUCUUCCUAGCAGAGAACGAAUACGCCAAUAACUGCGUGCUCAAUCUCGACGGCGGAUUGAGUGCAGUAUGA
Paecilomyces variotii is the source of this 837-nucleotide messenger RNA. RefSeq lists its product as hypothetical. Gene Ontology annotation, molecular function: oxidoreductase activity, acting on the CH-OH group of donors, NAD or NADP as acceptor. The transcript has 3 exons. The record is from RefSeq and is a predicted model, not a curated record. Bases 1 to 837 code for a protein of 278 amino acids. Lineage: Eukaryota; Fungi; Ascomycota; Eurotiomycetes; Eurotiales; Thermoascaceae.